Portunus trituberculatus (swimming crab) is the source of this 7679-nucleotide messenger RNA. Its product is annotated as junctophilin-1-like. The record is from RefSeq and is a predicted model, not a curated record. Gene Ontology annotation, cellular component: endoplasmic reticulum membrane; junctional membrane complex; plasma membrane. NCBI's taxonomy places the organism in Eukaryota, Metazoa, Arthropoda, Malacostraca, Decapoda, Portunidae. Bases 524 to 3049 code for a protein of 841 amino acids. The transcript has 11 exons.
CGGUCAGGGUGUACAGGUGUAGCAAGUGUACCAGCCUCCACACACCUCCACCGCUGCUAUACACUAGUGUCCCCUGGCGGUCCUCGCCGCUCUGCCUUGCCUAAAAUGGCGGUGUUGAGGGUCGGCGCGCGCGGGAUGGGCUAGUGUGACGGAGCAUGUGUCCGCGGCGCCCGCCCGCUCCCGUUCCCCUGCUGCUGCUGCUGCUGCUGCCGCCGCCGCUGCUGCUGCUGCCGCCGCUGCUGCCGCUGCCGCCGCUGCUGCUCCCUCCGCCGCGCCUCCUCUGCUCAGCCUUCACGGCUGGAGCAGCAGUGACGUGUUUCGCUGUUGUGAAUACUGUGAGUGGCGACAGGUGCGCGAGGUGUGAGCGGGGCGACGGGGGCAGCCGUGGCAGCCAGUGUGACCACUAGCUGCACUGCCACCUUCACCCCCUCCGUCAGCAGGGGCGCCGCCACGUGCAGCGCGCCCUGCCUGCCUACACCCACGCCCGUGGCUGCCAUCAGCUGCAGCAGGGGCGGCCUGAGCCAUGGCCUCCACCGGCCAGGCAAGCGGCUCGAACAAGGCUGUCAACGGCGGCCGCUUCGACUUUGAUGACGGUGGGACGUACUGUGGCGGGUGGGAGGACGGCAAGGCCCACGGGCACGGCGUGUGCACCGGUCCCAAGGGCCAGGGCGAGUACUCCGGCUCAUGGCAUUACGGAUUCGAAGUCAGUGGCGUCUACACCUGGCCAAGCGGCAGCACGUACGAGGGACAGUGGCAGAACGGCAAGCGGCACGGCCUAGGAGUGGAGAGCAGGGGGCGGUGGGUGUACAGGGGGGAGUGGACACAGGGCUUCAAGGGGCGGUACGGCGUCAGGCAGUCCACCACCUCCGCCGCCAAGUACGAGGGCACGUGGGCGAACGGCUUGCAGGAUGGCUACGGCUCUGAGACUUACGCUGAUUCCGGCACAUACAAGGGUCAGUGGCUGCGGGGGCUGCGACAUGGGUAUGGCGUGCGCACCUCAGCACAGUUCAGCCAGGCCUCCGUCAGCAGACCCAGGGCAGCCAACAACCGCGGCUCCACCACCUCCCUUCGAUCUGACGGCGCAGGGGAUCCUCUCGCCGACAGGGACAGAAAGGUGGACGAUGGCCGCGGCGGGUUCGUGCUGCGGGCGAGGAGUGACGAGGUGCCGCGGCGGAGGGGAAGCUUGGUGGAGAGCUCCAGCAAUAUCAAGAAAGUCUUUAAGGGGCUGAAGAUGCGGCGCCAGAGGAGUACCGGCGACAUCCAGACAGGGCGGCCCUCGGGCUCCAUCCGGUCCACAGGCUCCUCAGCUUCCUGGAUGUCCACGGAUUCGGGUCAGUCGGCGUACACGACGGGUGACGUGCACGACGAGGGCUCCAAUGCGUCCUUCAUCAUCGAGGUAGGGUUGGACGAGCAGCUGGACGGCAACGUAGUGGAGACCUACACGGGCGAGUGGAAAAACGACAAGCGAACGGGUUUUGGUGUGUCUGAACGAACCGAUGGACUGAAGUACGAAGGCGAGUGGUACAACAACAAGAAGUACGGAUACGGCGUCACCACGUUUAAGGAUGGCACGAAGGAAGAAGGAAAGUACAAGAAUAAUGUCCUCAUCACUUCCAAUAAAAAGAAGCACGUGUUUCUCAUACGCUCUGCCAAAUUUCGAGAAAGGAUCGAUGCUGCUGUUGCCGCUGCCCAGAGAGGAGCCAAGAUUGCCAUGCAGAAGGAAGACAUCGGGAUAUCUCGAACUGCCACGGCUCGUGGGAAGGCUGAGCAGGCAGACAUUGCGGCGGCCCACGCAAGGAAUGACUCUGACAUGGCUCGAAUCUUUGCCAAACAGUACGCCCCAGACUUCCACCAGCCAGGCGUGGACGUGUUGAAGGCUCAGCUGGCAGCCCGUGGUGGACAGACUGAUGUGAGCAAGCUGCCUCCUCCUCGAUCUCGUGAUGAAAACUCCGGCCCUCGCUCACAGUCUGUGUAUGUGCGUGGCUCCGUGGACGACUACAUGGGCCGCGGGGACGCCUUGGGGCCCCAGGAUAUGGACGCUACCGCUGCUUCACCAGGGGGCGGCUUUGCCAACUUUGGUCCCGGGGAUCAGGCUGACUACGGCGGGAUGCCGUCCUCGCGACGCACCUCCAUGAAUCCCGGCGAAGGGCGUGGCUACAGCAACGCACAGCAGCAAUAUCAAGAUGACGGCUUGAUGGGCAACGCGGUGGACCAGUCCCGCUCAUCAGCCCGCGGCCCAGCCAGGUCAGGAGGCAAAGGCGGCCACGAACAGCACAGCUUCUCUGCAGCUGUCAUGAACGACCGUUUCGACCACUACAACCGACCACCAUCCCGCGCCCCAUCCCGCGACAGGUCCGUGGACAGGUUUGCCUCCCGCGGCCAGACGCCAGUGCCAUCAGAGCUGAUCAAUCCGAGGUCCCGUGCACCAUCGGCCCAGCGCACCACCGCCCAGGACUGGACCCCUGACUCAGGCGUGUACGAGGACGAGGCAGUGGCGCCUAUCAGCGGCAGCUCCCGACGGCCGUCUCGGCCGCCUUCUAUCAUAUCGGGCGAGGCUCCUCCCCUCACGGGCAACGGCUCCGUGGGUGGUGGAUUUACUGUACCCUACACCAUCCCGGCCACGCCACAGGAGGCAGAAAAAAUACUCCGACAACGUGCCUGUGGCCAAGAGAUCCCGCCAUGUCCCCCCACACCGGGACAGGGCACCGUCAAGCGCACAGAGUCCCUCUACAUCAAUCCCAUCGUGAGGCGUCAGGCACAGGUCAAGGCUGCCCCUCCAGCUGUAGCCCUGAAGAGGAAGAAGUCACUGCCUGACGCUCAGGCGCUGCCUGUUAACAUGAUGUCACGCGAGGAGGCGGCAGUGCUCAGCUCGGCUCAGAGACACGAGGUGCGUCGCCAGGCUGAGGAGGCGGCAGUAUAUCGCGCCAACCCGCUCCUCUACCUCACCAGUCCAGCUGUCCAGGACUGGUUUUCUCGACAGCGACUGGUCAUGCUCAUUCUCUUCCUCAAUUUGUCGCUGGCACUGAUGUUCUUCAAGUUGUUGUCGUAGCAGCCAGCAAGGCCGCGGGUUCUUCAGGUCGCUGUCCGAGCUGCCGCGUGAGAGCCGCGCCUGCCGCAGCCCACCCUCAGGGAGUGCCACAGCAGCAGCAACAGCAGCAGCAGCCUUGGGCACCCCAACAUGUCGGCCGCCGCCCGUGCCUUCCUCAGCAGACUACGCCUGCGUCCUGCCUGCUCACGUGUGCUGUCAGAAUCUCUAUUUUGUUAUGGUUCGUGCCACGUCCUGCCGCCCAAGUGUGAGCCGUCCCUUUUGUACCGCCGCCGCCGCCACCACUGGUGUCCUCAGGUGGUCAAGCCAGAUCCGUCGUGACGCUCGGCUGGCUGCCUCGAGCUGACCCAUGCGGCCUGGGGCUAAGGAGGGGGUAAGGCAGGAGGAUAUAAGAAGAGGAGGAGGAGGGAGCCAACUCUCAGACUACAAGGAAGAUCAUGUGCAAACACUGACUGAGCAAGCUCUUGUCCCAUGUGGAGUGUUUUGGCUGUGCCUCAUUUCCUUCGUCACCUGACCACAGACUCACUACACCGGGGCCAUUGUAAAUUAUUGCAUCUUUUGCUACCACUGUGUGGCCUCCGCCAUCCUGACUCCACAGGACUCGGGGUGCUGGGGUUCACUGGCCCCGGGCACCAUUUGCCGUAAUUGCAUAAUAGGCACUAGAUUUUCUACCCACCUAUGGUACUAUUUGUGAAGUUCAGUACAGAUUUAUACUAAUGUAAUUUCUAGUACAGGUUAUUUUUUUUAAUGUAUAAUUCUAUGCCUCAUGUAUCAGAGGUCAUAUUGACUUCUGUCUCGAGGAAUGUACAGUGGACGAGCGUCUGAACCACACUUGUCCCCUGAGAGCCUCGAGGAGACGCCCGCUGGGCUGGCCGAGGACUGCGUCCAGGACCCCGCUAGGGACCCCCCAUUGGGCCUUGCGGGAGCCUGGCUGGCCUCGUAGGGGAACAAGGCAUACAGGCACGCGUGCUGGUGCAGGACACACCUGGCCACUCUCACCCAGCACAGGUGUGGCAGUGUACACGCGGUGGAGGUAACAACUGAUUUUGUUCCGCUUGGUAUUUUGACUUUUUACAAUCUCAAAAUAUAAUUUGCCGUUAAUUUGCUGCAUAAUGUUGGAAAUUCUGCACUAGUUAACCCGUACAGCGUCAGCCAACAUAUUAAUGUUUUGCAAUCCCCGUGCCGGCCAGUUAAGGCAUUAACUUUUUGGCAGUAGUGAGUUCCGUAGGGCUUAAAACGAAAGAGAAAAUGCUAACAAGUUUACAGUGUCUGAUGGGCAGUGGUGAGGCCCUUGGCACCGCCCGUCUGAGUGAGCAAGGAUUUCAUGCCACGUGAAAGUGAUAAACAACUCUUAGUUUAUCGAACUUUUCAGUGGUGAAAGUUAAUUUCCCCCAUUUGAUAUGAUAUUUCCACUUAUGUUCAAUUUCUUAUUUUUGCGCCUAGUUCUGAUGGUCAGGGUGACGUGGACAGGAGAAGACAGGGUGCUAAAUAGAGACAUCCACAAUACGACCAGGAGAGUGUAGUAGGGAGAUCAGGCUCCUGCAAAUAGGCCACGCUGGUGGUGGAGGAGGAGGAGGAGGAGGGAGGGUCGAGCAGUCUCAGCUCAUCUGUUGCCUCAGGGAGUUGCUAGUGUCUCAGUUUAUGAAUAAGAGCCCCCAGCACUAUACACACACUGUCACCAUUGCAACCUGGGUUAGUACAAGAUAUGCCGCUGGCAGAGGGGUGGGAAUUUUUGAAGGGUUAUGUGUCAUAAGCUGCUGACGCUGUGCGGGUCAAUGACCUUGAACGUUGAUAAUCCAUCGUGCAGGGGCUCCUUGGGCCCGGACGCCGCGCCGCCUGGCCGAGAGUCAAGUAUUACAGUUUUGCACGCCUCCACCUGUUACUCAGCCCAUUCAUGCGGAUUUAGUUUUCAUAAGAACCAGUUAGAUGUUAAUUUCGUUAAUUCCUAGUGUAGCGAAGUUGUUGGAAAGCAGUUUUGAUCUCCACCAGCCGCGGGGCCGCAUGCCUUGCUCACCAAGUUGUGUUCAGCUUCACUUGUGGCGCCGCUCGUACACACGCCCAACAGUGGCCCUGCAGUCUAUAAUACUUGUAUUCAACAUGUUUGAUAUAAAUGGCAGACAAGCAUCAGCAUCACAUGACCCGCCUCGCCACACUCCCGGGGAGACACCUCAGGCCCCACGCCUCCUCGUGGCAUCAAGAGGUCCACGUCGCCUCGGCGGAGCUCUUCCUGUACACCAACGAAUCCUGUUCCGCUGCGUAGCAGAACGUUUAUCAUUCAUCCACAUUGCAUUGGUAAAGGCCAUUCCUGGCAGCAACGAUGACCCCACUUUAUUCUUUACAUUAUUAUGUUGCAUACCAUUCCUCUCCCUUGUGAAAAUCGAAACAAUACAAAUGAGUGCCUUUUGCAUGAUGGUGAGAAAUUUCUCAGUCUGGGUGAAAUUUCACGUGUUGGCGGGGUCCUAUCUCGAGUUGGCUAAAUGUGAUUGCAAGGAACAGCUUUCGUAUAAGGUAACUAAAUUGAACAUUAGUUUUUUAGCCUUUUGCUCUCUAAGUGAAGAUGAGAGCCAUAAGAAACCUUUCAUUGAACCUGAGUUCCUCCAUGCGGCGGCUCCUUGUCAUUACGCCUAGCAGAGUGGCGGUCACUCGACGUGUGGGAAUCCAACAUAACCUUGCCUCGUGCCGCCAUGACGGCCGUGGUGUCCUAGCGUCACUCACCUUGGUGACACUGCGGGACCGGUGUGCUGCGUGUCUGACCCAGUAUUACCACAAUCUGCUGCUUCCUUUUCCUUGAUAAGGAUUUUCUUCAAAUAAUGUCAAUUUGGGGCUCCGACAUGUUCAUCUUAUCGCGCCUUAAAAUAAUUACUGCACUAUUUGUAACACAUAAAACGAGUCUUGGUUUCCUAUUGUAUUCCUUUGAUACAAUAUCGUGUCUGAAGUACUGCAUACCGUUAGGGCGAGUUGUAGAGUGCAAGUGGGGAGUAGCAAUGCGAGGCCAGACCUGAUAACAGCCUCAUUUCCUCGUUGCUCUUUGCUCUCUUGGUUUCUUCCUCAGCCCCAGCACGAUUUAUGAACCUAUUAGAGUCAUUCGUAAAGGUCACACAGCCACAGCCUCACACAACACAAACGCGGGGCUGCGUACUGAAGCUGAAGUUGAAGCAGGCGCCGAACACUACACAGGCAUCUCUCACGAGACAUCAGUGCCACAAGUGCCGACUACAGAUAACUAGUAUGGCCCUCGAUACGGUGAAGGGAACACUGUCGCUUCGAAGGUUCCCGGUGAGGAGAAGAGGAUGGUUGGCCAAGGCAGUACAUCCCCAGUUAGCGGCCACGCAUCGGGAGGAAAGCAACAUAGAGGGUUGUGUGAAGAAAAGAAAGAUUCAGCGAAGAAUCACGCACGUCAUCGGUUUCCCGAGUACUAAAGUGGAUCUAAGAAUGUUCCCAAUGUGGCUACGUGCAGCAGCGUGCAACGCAGUGUACUGAACAGUGCAAUCCUCACACAAACUAUAGUGUUGUUAACAGUUACACACUUGUUUUGACUUUUGUAAGAGGAAAUGGUAAUCAUAUGAAGGUUUCUUUUUUUUAUGAGACAGGGAAGAUUGUUUUCCUGUAAGAAAACGAGAAAUGUUUGCUGAAGGUGUUGUUCAAUGGAAAAAAAAAAAGUGGUCAAAGGAAGGUUUUCUAAAGUACUGUUAUGUUUUCAUUCGUAUUCAUUCGAUAUGACAUAACUGUAUUGAAUGUAAUCAUGUGCAUACUUACGAGUAUGUCCACACUGCACGUUUAAUUUUCUAUCAGAGAUUAUAAAAACUAAAUCAGACAUUAGAAACUAUUUAUAUUUUCGUUAACCAAGAUGUUCUGAUUAGGGUAUUCAACAGAGAUAUUUUUACAAGAAAUUAUUUUUGCUGAAGUGCGGAGUGGAGAGGUGUAAGAGUACAUGGUGGAAAUUUUCCUUCGCGCCCUUCUUCCCUCCCUCCUUCCCUCCCGUCUUGAUCUCUGCAGCCACGACCACCACCUCCCGCAUCCCUCGCCGGCCACCCUGGCAGCUCCCUCGGGCUUGGAAAAAAAGAACAUGAUACUAUUGAACUUGUUUUGUUUUGUGACCACAUUUGAGUUUGCACGAUCACAAGACAUCCCAUUACAUGUUAUAAAGACGAGGAUCACGUGUCUUAACGCAACUUUUUUUUUCGACAUUGGAAAUUUGGUACGUCGCAGCAAGUUUUGUAACCAUUUGCAUAUAUUUUUGUUUCAAUGCUUGUUUCAAAGUUCUAAUGUUUUCGCCCUGUCAGUCAUGAGCAUGUGCUUGUAUCUUUUCCCGUUGUUCCGUGCGUCGCCAGCGAGUGGGUCCCGGUCCGUGGUUACCAUCCCUCACUCCGGUCAUCACCCCACACACUCACCACCCAUCCACAUCACGCUGUCUUCACCCCACCCGCCCCCCCGCCACCCAGGUCUUCAUCUCCACGUUCGUUCAGGGUUGGCUACUCGGUGGAGUCGCGGAGUCCACUACCCAGGUGGAGAGCUGAGGGGAGCUACAUCAUCUGAUAAGCCCUAUGCACUUUUACAAUGGAUUGGACAGUGGAGGCUGUGUGUGUGAAAUUGUUAAUACAAUGUUGUUCCUUUAAUAAAACCAAAACACUAA